CGGUGGUGACUGCGGUAGGCGGGGAAUGCUUUACCCUGAGCCCCGGCUGUGUGUGGUGACAGUGACCGGGCGUAAAUGCAGAUAAUGGUGGGGGGCAGCCGCUGAUUGCAGCUUGUCAUCGCCUCCCGCGCGCGGAUUUCCUUGGAGCGUGUCCCCGGAGAUAUGUGAUGUGCGGCGCGGGGAGCGGACGGCAGCGUUACCGCAGCUGAAGAUAGGCCGCCCUCCUGCAGAGGGAGCAGCUGUGAGGAUUGAUGCCCCGCGGUGCGGCCUGCUGGAUUCUAGAGGCUUGGUAACUUCAGGACUACAUCUAUUACAGCGGAGUGAUUCCUGCCUCUUGCAGUGCUGCAGGGGAUCGCUCAUUGGCCAAUUUCCAUCCAUCUGCAUGUAUGCACUGACAACAAAGGUGUGUGCCCACCAGGUAGAGCUGCCGGCCCGUGUGCCAGCUGAGCAUUCAUUGCAGUGGUGCUUUUGUCUCUUCCUUAUGAUUGUGUGCCAAUCUCCCUACCUGCUGGAGCUGCCAUUGUGCAGUUGGCUGUAGGGUGCCUGCCCACAGUCCUGCUUCUCCACACACCUUCCCAAUUGGUCUUCAGUGUACAGGUAUAGAGUGCCCCUCACUUGCCCCCCUACGUUCCCCACCUGACUGUUGCCCCAGGGAUGAGUAUAGAAAUCCCAGAGGGGCUGACGGAGCUGCUGCAGAGCUUUACCGUGGAGGUGCUGAGGAAGCAGCCGGAGGACCUUCUGGAAUUCGCCCUGCAGUACUUCACCCAGUUAAAGGAGUCCCAGAGCCAGGGGGCUGCCCUCAGCCAUGGCACGGACCUACCCUUCAGGCAUCCCAAAGGGGUCAACUUUGCUGAGGAGCCCAUGCAGACCGACUCAGAGAAUGGGGACGAGGAUGACGAGGAGGAGGAGGAAUUUAUUGCUCCAGUCAUAAGCAGGUUUUCAAGGCGUGCAUCUGUGUGUGCAGAAGCAUAUAAUCCAGAUGAAGAAGAUGAUGAAACAGAAAAUAGGAUUAUUAACCCCAAAACAGAUGAACAGCGAUACAGAUUGCAAGAAGCUUGCAAAGACAUCCUCCUGUUCAAGAACUUAGAUCAAGAACAGAUGUCUCAAGUAUUGGAUGCAAUGUUUGAAAAGCUGCUCAAAUGUGGAGAUCACAUAAUUGAUCAAGGUGAUGACGGGGACAACUUUUAUGUUAUUGAAAGGGGGACAUACGACAUUUAUGUAAAGAUAGAUGGUGUGGGUAGAUGCGUUGGUUGUUACGACAACCGAGGAAGUUUUGGGGAGUUGGCAUUAAUGUACAAUACACCUAGAGCUGCUACAAUUGUUGCUACAUCUGUUGGAGCAGUAUGGUGUCUGGACAGAGUGACUUUCCGAAGAAUUAUUGUGAAAAACAAUGCUAAAAAGAGAAGAAUGUAUGAAAACUUUAUUGAAUCCCUGCCAUUCUUAAAGUCUUUAGAACUUUCUGAACGCUUAAAGGUGGUAGAUGUCAUCGACACUAACACCUACAGUGAUGGAGAACAAAUUAUUGCACAGGGUGAUGGAGCAGACAGUUUUUUUAUUGUUGAGUCAGGGGAAGUAAAAAUAACAAUGAAAAGCAAGAGUAAAGCAGAUGCAGAACAGAAUGAAGCAGUUGAAAUUGCUCGGUACUCCAGAGGGCAGUAUUUUGGAGAACUUGCCUUGGUGACCAACAAACCCAGAGCUGCCUCAGCAUAUGCUGUCGGAAGUGUAAAGUGUCUAGUUAUGGACGUGCAAGCUUUUGAAAGGCUCUUGGGACCAUGCAUGGAGAUAAUGAAAAGGAACAUUGCAAAUUAUGAAGAACAGCUGGUUGCACUGUUUGGAACAAACAUGGACUUAACUGACCCAAGUUCCUGAGUAAAUAACAGCAAUGCAGAAGACAUGAAGAGAAAUAAAAUAGCACAGUUGUGGUCGGUCCACAGAGAAUGUGUCUGUUUUUUUGUGUAGAUGCCAAGCAUUUUCUGUGAUUUUUUUUAAUUUUUGCCCCUUUAGUGGCAGACGAGCUUGCAAUCCAUGACUGCUUUGCAAUAGCUUGCUGAUCACACUUAAGGUUGUGUUAUUUUUAACAGAUUUUUUUAAAGUUAUUACAGCAGGUUUCUCAGUGAAAAGUUUGAUUUUAUAGCCAAUAUAGUUAAUUUGCAAUUCUUUCUAAGUAAACAUUUAGAUUUUUUUUUAAAAAUCAGUAUUUUGAUUUAGAUGGACCAGUAUUAUAUCUUCUCCAAACUGUAGAUGCUAAGCUAAUGGAUCAAAUACAUCUGCUACUUGUUGGGUAAUCAUAUGCAAUGGCUUCCCUCCAACAAGUAUCUCAGCAGUUAUAAUAUUCUGAUAGACUUAGCAUGGUUUUGUGCAUUGCCUCAUUUAGAAUGAAAAUCAAUACACUAAAUAAACCAGUAAGCAUGCCACAUCACUGAAUACAGGACACCAAUUUUUAUAUCGUUUUAUAUUGUGUGACUGUACCUUGAUUUAUUUUCACAUCCAGUUUCGUGCCGAGUUCACACAGCAGAAAAUUGUUAUGCACUGAUUUUUGUCCAUAAUCUGUGUUAAGACGCCAGCCAUUCUUUUUGCUGCCCUUUUUUCGCCGAUUACAGACAAGAAUCAACCCAUAAAAUAUAUCGCCAAUUUUUCUGCUGUGUAAACAACGGACACAAAACUACAAAUAAACACAUCAAAUAUUGCUGAAACCAUAAGAAACAAUAUCAAACAGUACAAACACAACACAUACAGCGAGUUAAAUCCACUGUGAUUUUUAGUGUAGAAACAAACCUGUCACUGACAAACCUACUACAAACAAGAUUUAUCAGUGAUGUCACUGGAGUCACUUCCAAUCAUGUGUAAAAGUUUCAUUAACUUGAGAAAAUCUAAUGGAGAUCUCCACCUAUCUAUAAUACAAAGCAGUGCUCUCAGACCCAGAGUAUGUAUGUCUUCACAUAAUCAUGAGAUUAAGGGGAUAUCUACAUUUAUCUUGUAAAAAGACCUUCCCUUUAAUGUAAGGUAACAACUUUUGCAGCAAUCUAUUUGUUUUUAGACAGAUGCUGUAUCUAAUAACCAUACACUUACAACAAGUGCCAAGUAAAACAUGUUGGUACGUCAACCGUGAUCUCUGCCAUCAGCCCCCUCUACUGUCAAACUCUUCUAACAUCACUUAUCUAUAAGAUAGUGGAGGAUCCUUUUUUGUCUAGAAUGUUAAUGCUGGGGUCUGGCCAUCCCAGUUUUUAUUGCCAUUAGAUCUAGUCAAAAACAAGAGGAUUAAUGGAGCCCGACUUCUGUCUAUACAGAAUAUGUGCAAGCCUUGUUUAAUUGCAAAUUUCUGGUGUUAUUAUUGCAAUAGGCUUAAUAUUCCAUCAAUAAGGUCUUAUAGGUUAUUUGUUAGUCAGCCUAUAAAAACACUUUAGUGAUAUGAAUGGCUCCAAAAUCCUGUUAUACACGGGCCCUCUGUGACAUUUAGUCAUUAAAUUGUAAUUAAUUUGUAACGCUAAAUGAAGACACCUAUGGCUGAUCUUAGCUGCACUCCUGCAAAUACAGAACACAUUAUAUGGGAUAGUUUGUGUACAAAUCACAAUGUUUUAGCUCAUAACACCGUAGUCAUAUUCGUUUAUUUUUUCUGAACAAUGUGCUGUGAAUAAGCGAUGAAUGUUGUGAGAAAAUGCAACAAAAUUGUCAAAUGGUUAAUCGAUAACAGAGCAAAACUUGCUUGAAAGGUUUGACAACCUCCAGGAAAAUAAUGGAAAAUAAAGGAUACUGUUUUUUAUGGGCCUUGUAAUUUGAUAUCUGUGUUCAGCCUUCUGCUUCUCUUCGGAGAUCCUAGAUUAUUUUGUGGUGCUAUGUCAGAAGGUAGAGUCCAGAUUUGUGGCCACAUAAAAUAGUAUGUACUGCUUACAAUGAUAAAUUUAAGAAGAAUUUAUAAAACCUUUGUAAAACAGGAUAAGCAUCUAAAGCUUUUUAUAAAGCUGCUAUACACAUUAGACAAGUUGGCCAGUUUCAGUGGGUUGGCCACUUGUGCAUAUAGGGCCUCCUCACUAUCCCCAAAACCAGAUGUUGGGGGGGGGGGGGGGUUUGGUCAUGUUGGAUUUCAACAUAUGCAACCCUUUGUUUUAGUGGGAGAACGUGCAUAUUUAUGGUGAGUUGGGUGAAAUAGCUGUGGUGAAAUUGCAUGUAAUGUAAUGUGGGUAACCAUCUGAAAAAGACCGUAGUCACUGGUGCAGGACAGAUGCAGUUUAUAUAUAUAUAUAUAUAUAUGUACCGCUUCUCUACAAAUUUUGACAUUUAAAUUCUUGUUUUAUGGCAUAUAUGGUAGAGGGAUUGGUAGGUACAGAGUUUUCCACAGAAUAAAAGCACAGUACAGCACAGUAUAAGUGCAUACAUAUGAUACACAAUAGAGCUGAAUGGAAAUUAUGCUAAUGGACUAAUUCCUUACAGAGAUGUGAGAGCAGAAGAUCAAUAACAAGCUGCAGGAGCUAUCCAGUGAGUAUAGAGGAAAGCAACACCUUUUGUAUGUCUUAGUGUAAUGAGUUUGAUUAGGUGGAUAAAUACGCAUGUUGUACAAGACUUGAGAGUGUAGAAUAUGUGGCAGUUUUUGUUUCCCUAUUUUUCCCACCUCAUUUUAGAAGUGACCCAGUUCUGUCUUCACAGUGUUUCCAUUCUAUCAAAUCUGUGUUGGGUCCUAGUGAGCACCCAGAUAAUUACAUACUCCCUGUUAGGAAUCUACCAAACCAAAUUAGGCAGAGUUUAUUGUGAAUACUGAGAUAAGAGCACAACUGCUCUUUUACACAUCAUCCCAACCACACAAGUAGAGUCCACCUGUUUUAUAGAUUGGAGGUCCAUAUGGUGGCUAUCCACAUGUUCCCUAGGAAAGGAUACGAAAAUUGACCCAGUUUAUGUAGGCCUGACCUGGCGAUAAGUUCAAUGUGACUAAGCGUAUGAAGAAUACAAUAAAUAAUACAAGACAUGUUUAGCAAAUAGUAUGUUAAUUGUAAUCAUUAUGCAGUUCUGCAAUUUGAAGCCACAGUAGACUUAUAAAAGGGCAAUGGGAAGUUUAAUUAAAAAAUAGCAUAGUAUUGUUAAAGGCAAGACAUUUAACUCCAAAUAACACAAGUGCCAAAAGUAUGCCCCAUUAGAACAUGGCAGUAACAGGAUCUAAAUAAAGGAAGUGUGGCUUGUAUGUUACUCCUCAUCAAUUGGCAUCUGCAGAUACUGCUGUGCGGACAUCAUGUAAGCUUACACUUGUGUGGAUCCUAAAGCUUGCCUAUUUUUUAAAGGAUUUCAGACUGACAUUUUCUGAACAAAUGUUCGUUCUUGAUCAGUGAAGGCUGUUGUCCUAGACUAUAAUACCAUAAGUUGAAGUGUUACUGAUCUGACUAAUGCACUUCAUAGACUAUAAUGGAGCACGAGUCGGAUGGGCAGCCAGGCAAGUAGUAAACCAUGCUGCCAUGUUGCUACCGCUCUCAUGAUCUCUGGCCUGGUGUGGUCUUCAUUUAUGAGGUGCAAUUCUUUCUUCAUUUAUGAGGUGCUAUUCUGACAGUGGGUAAAAAAAAUCCCAACACAGCAGAUCCAACAGAUAUCUACCAUCAGUAGUUGUAGUUGUAUGUUGGCAGAAAAUGGUCUAAAUUAGCCUUAGUAGCCAUCCAAAAUUUGAAAAAGGGAAAAAAAACAUGAGUAGUGGUAUUUCCCCGACGGAAUCCCCUUAGGCCUGCCCCGCCAGGUUCUCCGGCGAGCGGCGGUGGGGGCCUUCAGACAUGAGAGGUGUAGGAUAAGAGGGAGGCCGCCACCGCUGCCGGGGAUGCCGCCGGUGAAAUUCCACUACUCAUUGUUUUUUCACUUACCCGGUGAGGCGGGGGGUGGCUCCAAGCCCCUGGCCCCUUGCAUGGUGGUGUGAGACCACUGAAAUGUUGCACUUGUAUGUAUGUUUUAUGUAUGUCACACAUUGAUCACUUAUUAAUUAAUAUUGACUCCACUAAACCUUUCAUGUGAAUAGUUUUGGGUAUUAGGAAAACAUAGAGAUUAAAUUUUGUGCUAAUAUUGUUUAACGGUGUAUAAAUUAUAAUAUUAGGUGCAUGCAGUUGCUACAUGUUAAGGUAUAGCCAGUCAUUGUACCUAGACACACAAUCACUGUCAUAGGGUAAAAUAUAGAUAACCAUGUAUUUACCGUAUUUAUCGGCGUAUAACACGCACUUU
Molecule: messenger RNA, 6183 nt
Organism: Hyla sarda
Lineage: Eukaryota; Metazoa; Chordata; Amphibia; Anura; Hylidae
Gene: PRKAR2B
Product: protein kinase cAMP-dependent type II regulatory subunit beta
Exons: 11
Coding region: 655-1869 (404 amino acids)
Biological process (GO): regulation of protein phosphorylation
Cellular component (GO): cAMP-dependent protein kinase complex
Molecular function (GO): cAMP-dependent protein kinase regulator activity
Source: RefSeq, a predicted model, not a curated record